This is a messenger RNA of Fomitiporia mediterranea MF3/22, 478 nucleotides long. RefSeq lists its product as uncharacterized. The record is from RefSeq and is a predicted model, not a curated record. The transcript has a single exon. Bases 130 to 294 code for a protein of 54 amino acids. NCBI's taxonomy places the organism in Eukaryota, Fungi, Basidiomycota, Agaricomycetes, Hymenochaetales, Hymenochaetaceae.
UUCAUCGUUCCAGACGAUAAAUAAAAGAAGGUAUAACAAAGAGAGUAUAGAAGAACGAAAGAAGGGGGGAUGAGAGACUAAGCUGAAAACUCUGAAGAGGUAUUCAGAAGGAUACCAUCUUUAUAGGAGAUGGCGCAAAGUCCGCUAGCACCAGGAAGAUGGGAAGAUGCAGGUUGGCUAGUGGCAUGGCCCAAGUUCGGUCCCAGACGCCUUUACCCCUGUCGGAGCUCUGAUGCGGCACAACGAACUGUUCAAGGCGAUGUCUUUUGGAUCACACUCUUGUAUGCCGCUUGACAGUGCCGAUCUAAUCGACGAGAAUACCAUACACCUAUUGCUGAUGAGCGAAUCGCGGAGACGCGGCACCAUCGCUCAAAAAUAGAUCCGGAGUGGCAGAUCAGAUCGCUGUGGGCAACGCAACCUCGCUAUGAUGGAAAGUCGUGAUCUCUCACCGCGUAGCAACGAAGAAUUUGGAACUGCU